Messenger RNA from Umbelopsis ramanniana AG, 1005 nucleotides. RefSeq lists its product as uncharacterized. The record is from RefSeq and is a predicted model, not a curated record. Bases 96 to 800 code for a protein of 234 amino acids. NCBI's taxonomy places the organism in Eukaryota, Fungi, Mucoromycota, Umbelopsidomycetes, Umbelopsidales, Umbelopsidaceae. The transcript has 3 exons.
UAUUUGAUUUGCAGCCUUUUUCACUUUUACCCUCUCUGUUCCAUUAAUCUCGCUCCAUUACCCUUCCCAUUCCUUUACAUAUUAAAACUAAUUUAAUGAUCAGUGAUAGCUUAUUGCUACUUCUCUUAAUCUCGGUUACAUUUGCAUUUAAAUUACCAUCAUCCGGUACUGCAACGGUAACGCAUUACCUUCUUGGUGACAAUGUCGGUGCUUGUGAUUGCGCUACAGGAGCCAACAAGUUUCCAGUUGCAGCCAUUAAUCAAAAUGCCUUUGGCCAAGUGAACGGAACGGCUGGCCCAGGAUGUGGUCGUUGCUUUAAUAUCAUCCUGAAUACUGCGAUAUCUGAUCAAAAUUAUACUAUUACCGACGCUUCCAACCGCCCCGAAAUCACCGUAAAAAUCGUAGAUCUCUGUCCUGGCCUUGCACCCAACCUAGAGUGGUGCGCGCAGACAGAUUCAACUCCAAAUCCACACGGGGCAUGGGUUCAUUUUGACCUAUCACAAACCACCAUCCCAAGUAAUUGGUUUCCUCAACCUUUUGGCUAUGAUAUUGGCCAAUGGUUGGCUACUUACUCAGAAGUAAGUUGCACGGAAUGGGCUGGUUACAAGCAACCACAGACAUCUGGCCUUGCUGUUGCUGGUGCAGGCUGCUGUCCUGCGAAUCCAACCUAUGACAACCAAACAUGCCCGAUGUCGGGCAGCUCUGGGACGACUGCAUCUAGUUCUAGUCGCGUUUAUUUUGACCGUGCUUUGGGCACAUUGAUAUUCAUUGCUCUUCUAUCUGUCAUCUAUUUAAAUUGAUAAGCUUCAUUCUUAAUCUACAUGAUCUACGCAUGCCAAAAAAUGGGGUCACAUUAUACUGUGACACUGCAGACCGGUCGAUGAGGCGACUGGUAUGUUGCGAAACAUUCCUUGUGAGCUUACUGUGUCUCAGUAUUCCAUGAUGGGUUGGGGACAUUGAUGUGGCCAGUAUCUUUUCAUCCAUUCACUCCACUGCCGCUUUUGA